Plectropomus leopardus (leopard coralgrouper) is the source of this 1118-nucleotide messenger RNA. Lineage: Eukaryota; Metazoa; Chordata; Actinopteri; Perciformes; Serranidae. The record is from RefSeq and is a predicted model, not a curated record.
UUGCAUGUUCGCAGGUUAGAGGAACCAAAUACGGAGGGGGCUGACUUUUUUCCCUCAUGCACCGAUGUUUUCAAACUAGGAUCCGUCGAGCGACGAGGAAUCUACUCCCACCAUGGACGAAAAGUAGGAGGAAGAGUCUCUUCUUCUUCACUUUGGCGAUCUGACUCGGUGCAGAUCGUGCAAAAAAGUUAGCAGGACAUAAAGCCAAAGCUGCUUUUUGUAACAUAGAUGCAAAGCAGCGUGGAUUACUGAUUUAAGGAAGCAUGAUUUUGAGGAAAAUACAACCAGGAACCUGCAGGGCAUGGCUGUCCCGGGUUUCACUGAGGCAGGAGCUGUGUUUCUCCUCCUCUGUGCCCCCGCAGCCGGUGCCCCCUCUGGCUCACACCCUGCAGGCUUAUCUGAGCUCCCUGGAGCCCCUGCUGCCCCCCGAGGAGCUCAGCCACACCCGCAGGAUGGUGCAGGAGUUUGGCCGGCCUGGCGGCCUCGGUGCGCGGCUGCAGGAGGGGCUGGAGAAGAGAGCCAGACACACCAAGAACUGGAUCUCACCCUGGUGGGUGCAGUGGGCGUACUUGGAGAGCAGACAGCCGCUGCCUGUGCACUCGAACCCGGCUAUCUCUCUGCCCAGGAGAGAUUAUAAUGACUGGAGGAGCCAGUUAGUGUUUGCAUCCAAACUGAUCGCAGCUGUUCUGGACUUCAAGGCCAAAAUCAACACCGGCCAGCUGCCGGUGGAGUUCAUGCGAGGGAAGCCUCUGUGCAUGGAGCUCUACCCGCUCCUCUUCUCCUCCUGCAGGAUCCCCGGUCCCAAACACGACUACAUCGCCCACCACGGACGCUCCCGACGCUCGCCGACGCACAUCACAGUCGUCAGGAACUACCAGUUCUUCCAGCUGGAGGUCUACAACAGCGACGGCUCUCGGAUGACGGAGAGUCAGAUUCACGGCCAGCUGCUGAGGAUCCGGUCUCAGUCCUGGAAGACGGACAAAGAGCCGAUGGGCAUCCUGACCAGCGAGCACCGUCACACCUGGGGACAGGCCUACAACCGGCUGCUGAGAGGUGUCCGGUCGGACGGCUCAGAGACACACACACCGGAGAGACACACGGUCCGACUGUCCCGGUAA